AUGUCGAGCGAUAGAAAGCCCCGCGUGGUUGUCGUUGGCGCUACUGGUGCCACGGGCACGAGCAUCGUCAAUGGGCUUCUCGAAUCCGGCAGUUUCCGCGUCGCAACCAUUGUGCGCACCCCCACUAAGCCCGCCGCCGUCGAGUUCAAGAAUCGCGGUGUCGAAAUUCUCGUCUGCUCCGACCUGACCACCGCCACGCACGCCGAGCUCGUCAAGUUGCUCGAUGGCGCGGACAUCUUGGUGUCGACCGUGCAUGCGAUGAUGCUGGAUGCACAGCGUCCGCUGUUCGCGGCGGCGAAGGAGGCGGGCGUCAAGCGCGUCGUGCCGGAUGAUUUCAGCAGCCAUGCCCCGCCUGGCGCCAUGCUCUUGAAUGACAAGGCAAAUUUCCACCGACGAAUAACCUUGCAGAAACUUGCCAUUCGCGACUACAUCCGCUCGCUCGGCCUCGGCCAUACCUUCAUCGAAGUCGGCUUUUGGUGCGAGUCCCUACUUCCCUAUCCACCGAGUUACAAGGGCAACCCCAUCGCCGAGAUGAGCUACCUCUACCGCGGUCCCGGCGACAUCCCAACGGCCGUAACUGCCCUUGCCUCCGUCGGCACCUUCGUCGCACGCAUCCUGGGCGACCCGCGCACGCUCAACCAAACUGUCUUCGUCUACGAUGACCACGUCACCACCGCCGACCUCUUCCGCAUCGCCGAGGCCUGCGGGAGCUCUGGGCCCGCGAGUGGGGAUCUCACCAGUCGAGCGGGGGUCUCCGGGCAGGAUCCCCACAAGGCCAAGUGCGGCGACGCGGAGGGCCUGCGCAAGGUCAUCGUCCGCCUCUCCGCCGAGGACCUGCAGAAGCAGAUCGCGGAGACGACGGCGGGCGGGGCGAAGGCGGAGCCGCUGCGCUGGUUUGCGGAGUAUGGGUACAGUCUGUUCGUGCGAGGGGACAAUACGGUGGAGCAGGCAAAGAAGGACGGCGCGCUGGAUGCGAAGGAGCUGUAUCCGGAUUUGUAUCCGCGGAAGAGCGUCGCCGAGUUCGCGGCGACGUCGUGGUACCCGAAGCCGCAGCACCCGUGGCCGGAGGAGACGGUUGCGCUCUGGGCGAAUGCGCACAAGGGCGCUGAGGAGAAGUGAUAGAAAUUGCGCGAGCUGUAGCCACUGAGACUAGUAAUAAAGAGAGCAUAUGAAAUU
This is a messenger RNA of Schizophyllum commune H4-8, 1176 nucleotides long. RefSeq names its product NAD(P)-binding protein. The record is from RefSeq and is a predicted model, not a curated record. NCBI's taxonomy places the organism in Eukaryota, Fungi, Basidiomycota, Agaricomycetes, Agaricales, Schizophyllaceae. The coding region runs from base 1 to 1119 and encodes 372 amino acids. The transcript is spliced from 5 exons.